AUGUCAUUAUACAUAUAGGAAGAAAGAUUCUGGUUAAUUAUAUGUGUGGCAGAAGACUGAGGCUCCUGAGAGCCAGGGGGCACAAGUGGCUCAGCGCCAGUAGUUAUCGCAGGGUCAGAAAGUCGAGAAAAAGACGCCAAGCGUGUGACGUCAUCACUCGACGCCAAGAAACCCGGCGUAGUAUCUGUUGCCGAUGGAAAUGCCGGUGGAGCACAGCCGAUGUCACCACUAACUUCGGAGGAAGAGAGGCAGCGACGGCGCUUUCCACAUCUUUCUAUAGGCAUGGGUGAAUUUGACCGCUUUCUCGACUUGUGGAUGGAGUUAUUGUAGUUUUUGCCUGGCCUCACAAGGUUUGACAGGCACCCAGUUCAAGACACUGAUGGAUGAGAUGGAUGCGCAAUAUGGUGAUGUGUUGUACCACCAGGAGGUCAGAUGGCUCAGCCGAGGGAAAGUUCUCAGGAGAUUUUUCGAUCUGCGUGAUGAGAUCAGAGUUUUUCAGGAAAGCAAGGAUGGUAAUAUUCAAGUGCCCACUGAUAAGAAAUGGCUCUCUGACCUGGCUUUCCUUGUGGAUGUGACAGAGAUGCUCAAUGUUUUGAAUGUUCAGCUCCAGGGAAAGGACCAGAUUAUCACCCAGCUUUUUGAUCACGUCAGAGCCUUCAAACAAAAACUACUGCUACUCAGAAGACAUCUUUCAGCAGCAAAUUUAGUCCAUUUCCCCUGUCUUGGAGAGGUAGGCAUGGUGAAAGAGAAGGUCCAUGAGUAUGAUGCUGUUCUCAGCAACCUUAUCCAGGAGUUUGACAGUCGCUUUGAGGACUUCAGACACAGCACUGCUGACUUUGAGUUGUUUGCUCAACCCUUCACCAUCAGUGUGGAUGCAGUCAGAGACGAUCUUCAGAUGGAACUAAUUGAGCUUCAGUGUGAUUCAGAACUGAAACACAAGUUCACAUCCCUUCCCUUGACAGAGGUCUACAAAUGUGUCCCAGCAAACAGGUACCAAAAGAUGUGUAAGCAGGCACAAGUGAUGCUGUCCCUGUUUGGCAGCACCUACCUCUGCGAGCAGACUUUCAGUCUAAUGAACUUGAACAAGAGUAAACUCAGAAGCAAAAUAACUGACUCUCACCUACAUAAUAUCUUGUCUUUGUCUGUAAGUCAGCUACAGCCCAAUCUUGAAAAACUUCUGAAAAAAUAAGGACCAGCUUCAUACAGUAUGUCUCAUUAGGUCACUGACAUUGCAACCACAUGGUUUUAUUAUUGCUUGUGGAUUUGGCAUUGAACUCUAUUGUACAUUGAACACUUGAUUGUUGGUUUUAUUGUAAUACGUUCUUUAAAAUGCAAAACUUUGCAAAUAAAACUGCAUUAGUUAAUCAGAUUGAAGUUGUUUUAUAUUUAUUUUAAAUAUUAUAAAAAUAAAUAAACCCAUAGCGACUUGAAUGUAAUACCGUUUGAUUUAUGAUGCAAAAUUUACUUUUGGCCCACGGCCCACAAUCAAGUUUGAUUUUUGG
Molecule: messenger RNA, 1502 nt
Organism: Pimephales promelas (fathead minnow)
Lineage: Eukaryota; Metazoa; Chordata; Actinopteri; Cypriniformes; Leuciscidae
Product: general transcription factor II-I repeat domain-containing protein 2B-like
Molecular function (GO): protein dimerization activity
Source: RefSeq, a predicted model, not a curated record